GAGGAGUCCCUAAUGAUGCAGGUGUUAGGCCUACACAGUGUCCCCCUAGACAUCGCCAGAUUUCGUUUCUGGAGAUAAACAAAGAAGACGCCAUAUUACACAAGGUAUUAGGUAUACGCGAUUGCGGUAUGGCGUUCUCCAUGGUCAAAUUAUACAGCUGGUACAACGAAACUUAUGCGGAAAUCGGAGACUGCCGUACAAUCUGACCACGUUUUAAAGUUUGUGUAUGACAAAGAUGCGCAGUUUAUAAGGGGAAUUGUGCAAGCCUCCAUGCGAGACCGGAGCUACAGGUUACUAUAUCCUGUCUCCUUAUACAAAAGAUUAUGCUCAGCUUAUGAUCUGUCAAAGAAGGAUGCCAUUAUUUGGGGGACGUGCAAUGAAAAAGUCGCAAUUGAAAAGUGUAGAACUUUUGGGGAUGCAGUUGUAGAGCCAACAGGUAUCUGGCUACACUGUAAUGGGGUUCUUGGGUCAAGCCCCGAUGGACUCAUUCGUCGUCCUGCUGCAUUCGGAUUCAGCUAUCAGAAUCCAGGACUCGCUGACAUAUUAGAGAUGUCAAACGUUAAGCCAGAAAUACUGGAGGUGAAAUGCCCCUUUUCAGCAAAGAAUAUGACAAUUCCAGAAGCUAUUGAAAAAGUACACGAUUUCUGCCUAGGUAAUAAUAGUGUAGGUUCAGGAUUUUAAUGGAGUCAAGUCCUUCAAGCUAUGAGAGAACCACCAAUACUAUGAUCAAGUGCAAGGACAGCUUCAUAUAAUUGGGAAAUCCUUGUGUGAUUUUAUGGUCUGGACACCAAAAGACUGUGCGAUUGUGAGAAUUAACAAAGACA
Molecule: messenger RNA, 824 nt
Organism: Saccostrea cuccullata (small rock oyster)
Lineage: Eukaryota; Metazoa; Mollusca; Bivalvia; Ostreida; Ostreidae
Exons: 4
Coding region: 175-681 (168 amino acids)
Source: RefSeq, a predicted model, not a curated record